Nymphaea colorata (pocket water lily) is the source of this 2620-nucleotide messenger RNA. RefSeq names its product signal peptide peptidase-like 2. NCBI's taxonomy places the organism in Eukaryota, Viridiplantae, Streptophyta, Magnoliopsida, Nymphaeales, Nymphaeaceae. Gene Ontology annotation, molecular function: aspartic endopeptidase activity, intramembrane cleaving. Gene Ontology annotation, cellular component: lysosomal membrane; Golgi-associated vesicle membrane; lumenal side of endoplasmic reticulum membrane. Gene Ontology annotation, biological process: membrane protein proteolysis. The coding region runs from base 266 to 2044 and encodes 592 amino acids. The record is from RefSeq and is a predicted model, not a curated record. The transcript has 13 exons.
CGUGGUCAUGGCUUCGCCCUUCUCCGGCGGGGGACAACGGGCGCCUCCACAACCAUGCAACGCGCCCCCGACGACCCCUCCCUCCCCUGCUUUUCACAGAGAGAGGCCAGAUCCGCAGGGAAGCCGCAGGGGGUUCCCGGCGAAGCGAAGCACGACAAGUUCUCCUCCUCCUCCUGCUGCUGCUGCUGGUGGGUAAUGGGAUACGAUACGAGGAUGGUUCCUUUUGACGGAAAAAGUGGGUGUUAGGGUGUGAAUCCGCCCAACAAUGGCGCUACUCCUCCGGCGUUUCUGCUCCCUUUUCCCUCAUCAUCAUCGUCAUGAACAUCAUCUAGUGAAUCCGUCUCUGGGAUCGUUCCUGCUCCUCCUGCUCUUCUUCUCCCCGCGCCUUGCCCUCGCCGACGACCAGGCCACCCCUAAUUCUCCAGGUUGCAGUAACAAGUUUAAAAUGGUUAAGGUGAACUAUUGGGUCGAUGGUAAGGAAGGCACAAGUGCAGAAGGAGUUAACGCGCAGUUUGGUUCUCCCUUACCAAGUCGCGAGAGUGACGCCAUGAAAAUGAAGGUUGCUUUGGCAAAUCCAUUUACUUGCUGUGGCAAUAUGUCCUCAAAGUUAUCUGGUUUGCUAGCCUUGGCCAGACGAGGGGAUUGUGCCUUCACAACCAAAGGAAACGUUGCACAGGCUGUAGGUGCAGCAGCAUUACUUGUGAUGAAUGAUGAUGAAGAUCUUUUUAAAAUGUCUUGCACUUCAAAUGAUACUUCCAUUAACAUUACCAUCCCGAUUGUGAUGAUUCCAAAGUCAGCAGGGGAUGCAAUCCGACAACCUUUGGUUGCUGGACAGGCAGUGGAAAUUCUAAUGUAUGCCCCCAGUCGACCGGUGAUUGACUUCUCACAAUUUUGUUUGUGGAUGAUGUCUGUUGGCACUGUAUUCUGUGCUUCUUUAUGGUCUGAAUUUGUUGCACGUGAACAAACUAGUGAAAGUUAUGAUCAGCUGACGAGGAAGGAAAGCCUUAGUUCUGUUGCAACUACAAAAGAUGACACUGAGGAAGAGGCUCUUGAUAUCAGUGUGAAAGGAGCUGUCAUUUUCAUUCUAUCAGCAUCUGCUUUUCUGUUGGUGUUAUUCUUUUUUAUGUCGGCAUGGUUUGUUUGGCUACUUUAUAUUAUGUUCUGCAUUGGUGGCAGUCAGGGGAUGCGUGCAUGUCUAGUGGGAAUAAUUUCAAGGUUUUUUGGAGGUUCUCAGAAGAAGAAAGUCAGUCUUCCUCUAUGUGGUGAAGUGUCAGUUUUAUCUCUUGUUAUUUUUCCAUUUUGUGCAGCAUUUGCUAUAUUUUGGGUUGUAAAUCGGCAUGCAUCAUAUGCCUGGAUUGGACAAGACAUUCUAGGUAUUUCUCUGAUGAUAACUGUUCUACAAACAGCCCGCUUGCCAAAUAUCAAGGUAGAACUUUUCCAAUACACUUUUUGUAGUUCUUUUGUUGCUUGUUACAACUAUUUUCACACAUGUAGGUACAUUGUAUGCAUACAUAUAUGCUAUACUUAUAUUUUUACAUAUAUAAGUUGUCUUUUCCAGGUUGCCGCGGCACUCUUAUGCUGUGCUUUUGUAUAUGAUAUCUUCUGGGUCUUCAUAUCACCACUUUUGUUCCACCAAAGUGUAAUGAUUGCAGUUGCACGAGGUGAUAAAAGUGGUGGUGAAAGUAUUCCUAUGGUAUUGAGAAUUCCACGAUUUUUUGACCCUUGGGGUGGUUAUAAUCUCGUUGGCUUCGGAGAUGUUUUGUUCCCCGGGCUUCUUGUUUCAUUUGCUUUCAGAUUUGAUAGAAUGAAGAAGAAGGGUAUAUUAAAUGGUUACUUUCUUUACUUAAUCAUUGGCUACGGAGUUGGACUUUUCCUCACAUAUCUGGGUCUAUAUUUAAUGGAUGGUCACGGCCAACCUGCUCUCCUAUAUCUCGUUCCCUGCACAUUAGGUGUCUCUGUUGUACUAGGCUUGGUGCGCAAAGAACUGAAAGAUUUGUGGAGCCACGGGGAGUCUCAAACAACUGGUUCUGUACCAGGAGCUUGAAUGCGCUACUGAGUGUGACAGAUCUUGGAAAUUCCAACUUCAUGAGCGACCACUUCAAUAGACCUAUUAUUGUAGAUAUAUGAACACCAAGAAGUCCGGUGGCAUAUGAUGGCAUUAAGUUUUUUUACUUCAGGUGCUUGUUCUUCAGAUCGUAAGUGCAGCUGCAUGUGUAAAUUUACAAGAGCAGGCGGCUUUUCAUCCUCAAAUACAUUUUGUGUUCAUACAUAUAUCACAGAUAUGAACGCCAAGAUGUCUGGUGACACUUGUUCUUCAGAUCGUAAGUGCAGCUGCAUGUGUAAAUUUACAAGAGCAGGCGGCUUUUCAUCCUCAAAUACAUUUUGUGUUCAUACAUAUAUCACAGAUAUGAACGCCAAGAUGUCUGGUGACACAUGAGAGCAUUUAGUUCACUUCUGGUGCUUCAGAUAAUAAGUGCAUCAGGAUGCGUGAAUGUCACGAGUUCACGCGUGGAUCUAAUCCUGUUUGUCUCUGUUAAUCAUCGGUGAAAAUUCUGUACAAAUGCUAUCAUGUAAAAAUCUAUCCAUGCGUGGACACAACGUGUGAAGCAGGCUCUUGUUA